Gossypium raimondii (Peruvian cotton) is the source of this 1006-nucleotide messenger RNA. RefSeq lists its product as uncharacterized. The coding region runs from base 74 to 784 and encodes 236 amino acids. The transcript has 3 exons. The record is from RefSeq and is a predicted model, not a curated record. NCBI's taxonomy places the organism in Eukaryota, Viridiplantae, Streptophyta, Magnoliopsida, Malvales, Malvaceae.
CAAACAUGUCCCAAUAAUUAGGGAGUAAAUUGCUAGAACUCUCCCCAUCUGACCAUCUGCGUUUCAAUCAUCCAUGGCCACCAGGCUAGCGAGAAAGCUGCCAUCAUCGUUCUCUGCGUUUUCCUCGUCUCCGAUUACCAAAUUGACGUGGGGCAUCUCACCUCCGUCGAUGAGCCAUGGCGGACCCGGACUCAGGUGUGCCUCCUCUUCCUCUUCCUCUUCCUCAUCAACAACAACGACUGGAUCAAAUUCUUCAUCUUCUAAGCGUGAGAAGAAGAUAACAGACCGUCUAUCAGCUGCCAUAGACGCCGUCAACGACCGUAAACUCCCUCCCGAGCUCCGUGGCCAACGCAACAAAGUUAGAUCGGAAACCGACAUCAUCAACGUAGUUGAGCAAAGAAUAUGGCAUUCAAUGGAAGAGGGUCAGUUCGAGAAUUUAGCAGGGAAAGGCAAACCUCUUAACCUUAACACAACUCCUCAUGCAGAUCCAGCUGAAGACACCCUUUAUAGGAUACUCUCGAAGAACGGAUGUGCUCCCGAGUGGGUAGAACUUAACAAAGAGAUCAGGAACAAAGUAUCCGAAUGGCGAGUCGCUUUGAAGAAAGCAUGGACAAGCAAAUGCAAUGGAAAUGAUGAAGAAAAAUGGAUUGAGCGUUGUGAAUCGUUGAAGAAGCAAUUACGUGACAUUAACGAUAAGGUUUUCCGGUAUAAUUUGAUCGUUCCGUUCGGCCGCCAAAUGUUCGGAUUGAAAUGGGAAAAGGAAGUGGCCCGCCUUGAAGAAUAACUAGUAUGUUUUCUUCUUCAAGUUUUUGUUGAUGUAGGCAUUUUUAAAUGUUGGUCGGUUUUUGAGGAUCCCAAAAUCUCAAUUAAUUACCGGAUUGAAUAAAUUAUGACUUGACAUAAGUCGAGUUCAAUGACCCAUUUGAAAUGAGUAGAUGACAUGGGAGUUGGGGUUUCACCGUCCGCUAGAUGUAUUUUUUAUUAGAAUAUUAUUCUUUUUAUUUAA